AUGAACCUACUAGGCAAGGUUGUGAUCGUUACGGGCGCUAGCUCUGGUAUCGGUGCUAAGACAGCGGAGUUCUUCUGUAGAGAAGGUGCGAACGUGACGCUAGUAGCCAGAAACAAGACCAAAUUGAAGAAAACCUCAGAGAAGUGUGGAGCUGUUGGUGGUAAACACAUCGUCAUCGUAGGCGACGUGGCUAAAGAUGAAGACACUAAGAGAAUCAUAGACAACACGAUCAAAGAGUUUGGGAAACUAGAUGUGCUGGUUAACAACGCCGCUGUUGGAAGUUAUGGUAACAUUUUGGAUGGAACCUUCAUGAAGUCUUACGAUAGUUCUGUCGAUAUCAACCUACGUGCUGUGUUACAGCUCACUUGUCUGGCCGCACCAUAUCUAGUUAAAACUAAAGGAAACAUAGUGAACAUUUCCAGUAUAGCUGGUAUUACUGCUCCAAAGAGCACUGUUGGAGCUUAUGGCUUAUUAAAAGCAGCCCUCAUUCAUUUCUCCAAAAUAGCUGCAGGGGAAUUAGCAUCGUCAGGGAUACGCGUUAAUACUAUUUCUCCUGGUCCAGUUUACACAGAUAUAAUAGAAAAUAGUGGAGGCUCGUUCACUUUCGAUAACCUGAGGCACGCAACUUUAUUGAACAGGAUAUCCGAACCCGACGAAAUUGCUGAUCUCAUCUUGUAUUUAGCCAGUGACAAAGCCAAAGGUAUCACCGGUUCUAAUUUUGUUGUCGACAAUGGAAGCCUUUUGAAGAGGGAUUUGAGAUGGGAUCUACAAGGAGAGUGGAAAGGAAAACCGCUCCCGAAGAUAGGAUGGAUACGAGGGAUGGAAGAGCAUGUUGAAAAGGAGGCAAAGGAUUCUCAAAUUCCUGCGCAGACGUAUAGGAAGCCACUUGAGUUCUUUACGAAAUUUGGAAACAUGGUCAUACUUCCGUAG
Messenger RNA from Chilo suppressalis (striped riceborer), 930 nucleotides. The record is from the annotation of a GenBank genome assembly. Lineage: Eukaryota; Metazoa; Arthropoda; Insecta; Lepidoptera; Crambidae.